Molecule: messenger RNA, 246 nt
Organism: Sphenostylis stenocarpa
Lineage: Eukaryota; Viridiplantae; Streptophyta; Magnoliopsida; Fabales; Fabaceae
Source: the annotation of a GenBank genome assembly
AUGGCUGUGAAAGCAAGGAAUGAGGAAAGCCAUGAAGAACUAACUGGGUUGGGUUGUUUCCUUGAUGCCACUGGCACUGGCACUGGCACUGGCACUGGCACGAGCGCAGGCGAGGGCGCAGGCGCAGGAAUGAAGGAUGGGAUCAUACUCCUAUUUGCAUGGAAGGUUGUAGGAAAGCCAUAUAAAAUAAAAGUCACAGUAAAUAUCUUUGAGAGGCUUGUAUGCAACGUUAAGUUUCAAGCAUAA